AAUUUUCCCAAAUUCUUCUAGGUAAUUUUCAUUUUUUCCCCAUUGUUGUAUUGGGUUUUCCACUGAUAAAUGGGUAUCUUCUGCAAAUAAAUUAAUUUUACUUGUUUUAAUACUCUUAGUUCCAUAACUAAUGUAUCUGUUUCCUGGAUCUUUAUUUUCCAAUAUUUCUCAAUAUAUUCCUCUAUUUUACUUUUGGAGUUUUCUUUUGCCAAGUAUAGUUCUUGAUAUGAUCUUGGAAAAGUUAAUAUUUUGUCUUCCAUCCUUCUUACCUUCCUUGUCUUUAAUGGAUGUUAUUAAUUUUUUUCCUUUCUAAUGUGUGCUGCUUUGGCUAAUAAUUUGGAGUUUCUAUUACUGUAUUCAAAGUAUUCUUGUUGUGAAUGCGCCUUCAGAGACUGUGAAUGAUAGUGGUGGGAUCAGGAGAGGAAGGAAAAACCCUCGCGAGGAGGGCUCAUUGGAGGAUUUGUUUAGGAAAAGGGUCAGGGAGACUGAUGGGGAGUCUUCUGAGCAGGAUUUAUGUGGGGAUCCUGAGGUGGAAAUGGAUGCUGGGGAACAGGUGUUAACGGAGGAAUUGGGCACGGACUGGGCACGGGCACCGGAGAUGCUUGGGGACGAAUCGGGGCCCAUGGAUACUGCUGAUGCUGGGGAAGCUUGGGUGUCUUCAGAAGCAGAUCCCACUUGGUCUGCUUGGAGGAGUGAGAGGGAGUCCACAGGUGUGGAUAGAGUUGGGCACGGGCAGGAUGAUUGGGACUCUGAUGAGGAAUUAGGAACGCCUGACCCAAGGGCAUUGGCUGUGUGGAGUUCUGAUUCAGAUUAAGAAGUUGAGAUACCUGCUCUUUGGGCGUGGAUAGUUUGGACGCCCAGGGAGACCUGGAUAUAUUGGGGUUGUUUGGCCAUUAUAAAUUGCGUGUGGCAAGGUAUUGCUGGGCGCCAUUGGGUUUCCUGUGUGUGUUACUGAAGACUGAACUGGGACUUUGCAACGGAUGUAAAUUUAAUCUGGGUUAUUCUGCAAUGGAGGGCUGGAAUUGUGUGGGUUUUCCUGGACUGCACUGUUAUUGCUAUUUUGUAUUAGCUGCUGUUUGCCCUCGUUACUUUGGCUCUUUGUGCCAUUUCGUGUUGUGACCUUCUUGGAUGACUUCAACCUUUCGGACCUUGGACCGGAACUUGACUCGGCUUUGCUCUUCGCUCUCAAUCCGUGGCUUGGCGUCGUUCUCUAUUCCGUGGCUAUCUGCUGUUGUUGACUACUACCUUCACUCCUGAUAACGACGCUGUCUGCUUAUCCCGACUUUGGACCGGCUUGACGACGUUCUCCCGCUCUGCUCCUUUAACUCCUGGCUUGGCGUUUGCUUCUGCAGCAGCUUGGCGUUGCUGGUUUAUCCCGACUUCGGACCGGCUUGACGACACUUUCCCGCUUUGCUCCUUUAACUCUUGGUUUGGUGUAUGUUCCAGCAGCGGUUGCUGUGAGCUCGCCAGCGUCUCACUGUUUCGCUGUCUUUGCUGCUCUCAGCUGGGUGUUCCCUAGCUCAGUUUGUGCAUUUGUUUGUUUUGAACUCCUUUUUUGUACUUUUGAGGUUUGGGAAAGGUUUGUGGGCUUCAAUACUGCUUGCUUAGUUCAUGCCUCCGUUUUUCAGCCCAUUGUGAACUUUUGGGUCAAGUUCUAGAACUUUAAGUUUAACCUGGAUUAUAUCUCUGGCUAAUCCGGAUUAUUUGCUAGUUCUUGUUUUUUGGUUUUUUUCCUGCUUGUUCUACUUAAUAACACUGAAAGUUAAGUGUUUUAAGUCUUUUUAGUUUGUUGAGCUAUUUUUUGGACUGUUGCUUUAAUAAACUCUAUUUUGCUCUCUAAUUGGCGUCUGACUUUUGACAAUUCUCCAUUUAAAAAUAUCAAAAUUCUUUGUGCCUUUUCUUACUCUAUUUUCUCAUUGCUAAUGUUUUUAUAUAGCUUUGUUUAUCCUUUUCUAGCAUAUGUUUCAUCUCUAAUUCCUUAUUUUAAUCUUUUUUUCUUGUUUUCUUUAAAUUUCGUUGUUUUUUAAUAACAUUCCUCUGGCUACUGCUUUCAUUGUAUCCCUUACCAUCACAGUGUAGCAAUUGAUGAUGAUGAUGAUAAAACCUCAUUUGUACCCUGCCACCAUCUCUCCUAAGGGACUCGGGGCGGCUCACAGAAGCAUUCCAAGUGCCCCGCAUAUAAACAACAAUACACAAGUAUAAAUAUAAAGACAUAAGUAAAAUCAACAGUGCAUAUAAAAUCCCACUAAUAAAAUUGUAAGAGUAUGAAAUUAUAAAAAUCCCUGAAAUGCAGUAGAACCUGCGGAAGGCCAGCUAGCUGCCGUAACAGUCCAACUGCGGAGCAGUGCUUCAUCAAGCUGAACAUAGAAGUGACCCGGGAAUGCGUGGCUGGGCAGGAGAGGGUUGAAAGGCCUUCCCCCAUGGAAACCCCUUUUCUUUCCUUCCUUCCCUCUCUGGCCGUGUUCCGUCUUCUCUCUCCUUCUCCGCCUUCUCUUCCUUUUGAGUUGAGCUGGGAUCACGGUGGCAGCGAGGGCCAGGACCCUUCUUGAGGCAACGAGGCCGCAUUUGAGGGAGGGCAAGCUCAUGCCUCUCCACUGGUGGGUGCGCUGAGGGAGAAGGGCCUGGCUCCCCUCCCUGUCAGCCUCGACUUCGCUCAGGUGAGCGAGGACGGCAAGGAGGGGGCUGGCGAGGAGGGGGAGCCGGGCACUUUUCCCUCAGCAUAUCCGCCGGUGGUGAAGAAUGGGGACCUCUUUGCCCUUCCUCAAGUAGGGUCUUGUAACCUCAGGGAGGUGCCCACCUUCAUUCAGUCACAAGGACAAGGACUGCAAACGGUGAGGGCUGCCCAUCAGCAACACCCGCCUCCCUCCCUCACCCGAGUAUAAGCCAAGGGGGGCUUUUUCAACAUUAAAAACAUGCUGAAAAGGCCAGCUUAUGCUUGAAUAUACGGUAUUUGUUUGCAGUUCUAUCGUUAGUAUUACAAACCUUCCUUCUACAUCUGUCUUAACCAUUUGAGAGUUUGGGGAGAUAGAACACCAGGCUAUUUCUUUGGGAAGUUCCCUCUGAGGCCAGUUCUUCUCCCAGUCGUUUUUGUUUUCAGCCGUAUAGAAUCAAGGGAUAACAUUUCAGGCCAUCUGGAGGCCCCUUGAAGUCUUCUUCCCAAAGGCAUCCAGGGAAGACCUUUUCUCUCCAUGGCCUCGAGUUUUCUUAGGAUUUCCUUGAGCCUAGCUAGUUCUUCUUCUGUUGCUGAAAAUCUUCCACUGGAUGGAGGAAAAAGAGGAGUUGGCAGGAAGGAGACUUUGUGGCUGGAGCUGUGCCUGUCUUUGCAUCUCAUCAUGGGCUCUACCGAGGGAACCAUGUUUGGGUCUGACCCAGUGGCCCUCUAAUAUGGGGAAAGGGUUCAGUUCCUUCCGUGAUUCCUUCCUUCUCUUAUCCUGUCCUUCUGUGUUUCCUCGCUUCCAUCUUUCCUUUCUUCUUUCCUUUUUCGCUUUGUUUGCCUUGAGCCAGAGGUAUGCGGCUUCAUGUCUAACCUUUUGCUUCUUCUUUCUUGACCAGGACAUGAGAGUUCUCUGGAGCCACCCCUGCCGUGAUGGGAAACGAACCAGCUUCUAGUCGAUAUUAAGGCAUUUGGAAACCAAAGUGCAGUAAGGAAACCAGUCCUCUAGGAAAAAGGAUUCCUCUCAAGUGGCUGAUCUUGCUGAAUCCCUACAUUCACUUUGGAUUAUAGAGUAGAACCAUAGAGUCGGAAGAGACUGCAUGAGGCACCCAGUCCAGGCCUCUGCCGUGCAGGAAAAGUGCAAAGUACCCCUGACAGAUGAGCAUCUAGCCUCUGUUUAAAGGAUUCCAAAGGAGCCUCCACUACAUUUUGAGGCAGAGAGUUCCACCGCUGAACAACUCUUACAGUCAGGAAGUUCUUCUUAAUGUUCAGAUGGAAUCUACUUUCCUGUAAUUUGAACCCAGUGCUGUGAGUAAUCAGAAAGGGAAAAACAAGAAUCAAGUGUCCAUUUUGGAAUUAAAUGUACAUAGCACUGUUGACAUGGAGGAGAAAGCAUAUAAAUGUAUCGAAUGUGGAAAGAGCUUUAGUCAGCAUGGAAACCUGAAGAGACAUCAAAGGACUCACACUGGGGAGAAACCCUAUAAAUGCCUGGAGUGUGGACAGAGCUUUGCUCAUAGUUCAGGACUACAUUCACAUCAAAGGACUCACACUGGGGAGAAACCCUAUAACUGCCUGGAGUGUGGGCAGAGCUUUGCUCAUAGUUCAGGACUACGUUCACAUCAAAGGACUCACACUGGGGAGAAACCCUAUAACUGCCUGGAGUGUGGACAGAGCUUCACUCAUAGUUCAGGUCUACGUUCACAUCAAAGGACUCACACUGGGGAGAAACCCUAUAAAUGCCUCGAGUGUGGACAGAGCUUCUCUCAUAAUUCACAUUUACAUAGACAUCAAAGGACUCACACUGGGGAGAAACCCUAUAACUGCCUGGAGUGUGGGCAGAGCUUCUCUCAUAGUUCAAGCCUACGUAGACAUCAAAGGACUCACACUGGGGAGAAACCCUAUAACUGCCUGGAGUGUGGACAGAGCUUUGCUCAUAGUUCAGGACUACGUUCACAUCAAAGGACUCACACUGGGGAGAAACCCUAUAAAUGCCUCGACUGUGGACAGAGCUUCUCUCAUAAUUUACAUUUACAUAGACAUCAAAGGACUCACACUGGGGAGAAACCCUAUAACUGCCUGGAGUGUGGGCAGAGCUUUGCUGUUAGUUCAGGUCUGCGUUCACAUCAAAGGACCCACACUGGGGAGAAACCUUACAAAUGCCUGGAGUGUGGACAGAGCUUUGCUCAGUCGGGACAUUUACAUUCCCAUCAAAGGACCCACACUGGGGAGAAACCCUAUAACUGCUUGGAGUGUGGACAGAGCUUCAGUGAUUGUUCAAGUCUACGUUCACAUCAAAGGACCCACACUGGGGAGAAACCCUAUAAAUGCCUGGAGUGUGGACAGAGCUUCUCUCGUAAUUCACAUCUACAUAGACAUCAAAGGACUCACACUGGGGAGAAACCCUAUAAAUGCCUGGAGUGUGGACAGAGCUUCGCUCUUAGUUCAGCACUACGUAGACAUCAAAGGACUCACACUGGGGAGAAACCCUAUAACUGCCUGGACUGUGGCCAGAGCUUUGCUCGUAGUUCAGGACUACGUUCACAUCAAAAGACUCACACUGGGGAGAAACCAUAUAAAUGCUUGGAGUGUGGACAGAGCUUUACUCAGGGGGGACAUUUACGUUCACAUCAAAAGACUCACACUGGGGAGAAACCAUAUAAAUGCUUGGAGUGUGGACAGAGCUUUACUCAGGGGGGACAUUUACGUUCACAUGAAAGGACUCACACUGGGGAGAAACCGUAUAAAUGCCUGGGCUGUGGCCAGACCUUUGCUUGUAGUUCAGGACUACAUUCACAUCAAAGGACCCACACUGGGGAGAAACCCUAAAAAUGCCUGGAGUGUGGACAGAGCUUUGCUUGUAGUUCAGGACUACAUUCACAUCAAAGGACCCACACUGGGGAGAAACCCUUGAAAUGCCUGGAGUGUGGACAGAGCUUUGCUCGUAGUUCAGGACUACGUUCACAUCAAAGGACUCACACUGGGGAGAAACCCUAUAAAUGUCUGGAGUGUGGUCAGAGCUUUGCUCGUAGUUCAGGACUACGUUCACAUCAAAGGACCCACACUGGGGAGAAACCCUAUAACUGCCUGGAGUGUGGACAGAGCUUCAUUGAUUGUUCAACUCUACGUUCACAUCAAAGGACCCCCACUGGGGAGAAACCGUAUAAAUGUCUGGAGUGUGGUCAGAGCUUUGCUCGUAGUUCAGGACUACGUUCACAUCAAAGGACCCACACUGGGGAGAAACCCUAUAACUGCCUGGAGUGUGGACAGAGCUUCAUUGAUUGUUCAACUCUACGUUCACAUCAAAGGACCCACACUGGGGAGAAACCCUAUAAAUGCCUGGAGUGUGGACAGAGCUUUGCUCAUAGUUCAGGUCUACGUUCACAUCAAAAGACUCACGCUGGGGAGAAACCCUAUAACUUCCUGGUGUGGACAGAGCUUCAUUGAUUGUUCAACUCUACGUUCACAUCAAAGGACCCACACUGGGGAGAAACCAUAUAAAUGCCUGGAGUGUGGACAGAGCUUUACUCAGGGGGGACAUUUACGUUCAAAUGAAAGGACUCACACUGGGGAGAAACCCUAUAAAUGCCUGGGCUGUGGCCAGAGCUUUGCUUGUAGUUCAGGACUACGUUCACAUCAAAGGACUCACACUGGGGAGAAACCCUAUAACUGCCUGGAGUGUGGACAGAGCUUCUCUCAUAAUUCGCAUCUACAUAGACAUCAAAGGACUCACACUGGGGAAAAACCCUAUAAAUGCCUGAAGUAUGGACAGAGCUUUGCUCAGAGUGGAACUUUACGUUCACAUCAAAAGACUCACACUGGGGAGAAACCAUAGAAAUGCAUGGAGUGUGGACAGAGCUUCUCUCAUAAUUCACAUCUACAUAGACAUCAAAGGACUCACACUGGGGAGAAACCAUAGAAAUCCAUGGAGUGUGGACAGAGCUUUUCACGGAAUAACAUACAUAGACAUCAUAGAAUUCACCCUGGAGAGAAUGGUGUUAAUUGACCCUAGAGUGUCAUUCUAACAUGUACAAAAGCAACUCUUGCACAUUUUGGAAAUUCAAGCUCAAAGUUGGGACAUUUCAUCACAUGUGGUGUAUUGUAGAAAGAUUGAACUAAAAUAUGUUCCAUUCUGGAAGUAUACAAGGUUACAUGAAACUAGAGUUUUAUAUGCUGAGAAUGUUGGAUGAUCAAUUAGAAUGAAAGCAUGGGUAGUUACUGCGAGAUACUCAAGUAAGAAUUGACAGGGAUGGAAGGAAUGUUUUAUUCCAAAGCAAAAAUAAUGGCUUAUGAAGACCUGCAAAUUAGCCACAUCAAACUAACUGACAACAUGCACAAAUGUCAGUUGUAAUAGGUAUUAAUUGGAAGAGUGUUAUCAGAAAUAGAAGUGUUGUUAUAUUAUCUAAAGGGAGUAGAAUAAAGAGAGAUAAAAAUUAACAGAUAGAAUGAGGCUUUUAGGCACGUUUCCCUGUCUGUUUGUUAGUUCAGUUGUGUGUCUAUGUAGGUCACUGUUUUGCUAGUGUGUUAGUUUCUGAUUUAGUUUUGUAUCUCAUGUAGUAGUUAGUUUCAUGUUCAGUUGAAGCAUUAUAAAUUAUUUCUGCCUUCCUUGUAUUGUUACUUUUAAUUUUCAAUGUUUUUAUUUUCAAAAAAUAGGGUGAUUUAUAAGGGUCAAAACGGCUGAAACUGGAGGGGUGGGUAGAAAUGGCUGACUAAUCGAUUUUCUGUAUUUGAAAACAAAUUGUAAUGCUUAGAACCGCUA
Anolis carolinensis (green anole) is the source of this 7409-nucleotide messenger RNA. Its product is annotated as zinc finger protein 658B-like. Gene Ontology annotation, biological process: regulation of transcription by RNA polymerase II. The record is from RefSeq and is a predicted model, not a curated record. NCBI's taxonomy places the organism in Eukaryota, Metazoa, Chordata, Lepidosauria, Squamata, Anolidae. Bases 4034 to 5479 code for a protein of 481 amino acids. The transcript has a single exon. Gene Ontology annotation, molecular function: RNA polymerase II cis-regulatory region sequence-specific DNA binding; DNA-binding transcription factor activity, RNA polymerase II-specific.